This is a messenger RNA of Tarenaya hassleriana, 1009 nucleotides long. RefSeq names its product ER membrane protein complex subunit 8/9 homolog. The transcript is spliced from 5 exons. Lineage: Eukaryota; Viridiplantae; Streptophyta; Magnoliopsida; Brassicales; Cleomaceae. Gene Ontology annotation, cellular component: EMC complex. Bases 124 to 750 code for a protein of 208 amino acids. The record is from RefSeq and is a predicted model, not a curated record.
CAAAGACGAGCUCCUUCCUCCCACAAGUUCUCUUCUUUAAUUCUCUCUGCAACUCCGCUGUGAUCUUCUUCUGCGUGCGGCGGCGAGUCGUACCGACUCAGUGAGUUACCGAUCGAGUUAGAGAUGGGCAUGGGAAGCAACGGCGAGCUUAGGUAUGAGAUCUCGCAGAACGCGUACAUCAAGCUAGUCCUGCACGCGCUUCGACACAAGACGGCGGCGGUCAACGGAGUUUUAGUCGGCCGAAUCAGCCCUAAGGACGAUGGCGUUGUGGAGAUCUCGGAUUCUGUGCCUCUUUUCCACUCCAACCUCGCUCUCCUGCCUCCUCUCGAGAUCUCGCUCAUCAUGAUUGAGGAACAUUAUGUGGCACAAGGUCUGAGCAUUGUCGGAUACUUUCACGCGAACGAAAGGUUCGGUGAUGUUGAACUGUGUGGUGUUGCAAAGAACAUUGGUGAUCACAUUUCUCGAUAUUUCCCUCAGGCCCCAAUUCUCUUGUUAGACAACAAAAAGUUUGAAGCUUUAGCAAAGGGUAAAGAUCGGAGCCCUGUGAUGCAGCUUUAUGUAAGGGAUGCUUCCAAGAACUGGAGAUUGGUAGGAGCAGACGGAGGCAGCAAGUUACUCUUGAAGGAACCAUCGGCUAAUGUAGUUUUGUCAGACUACAUUUCGUCGGAGAAAUGGAAGGACGUUGCAGAUUUUGAUGACCACCUUGACAAUGUCACCAAGGACUGGCUCAACCCGGGACUUUUCAACUGAAGAUGGGCAACAGCUGUUUAAACUUUGUGUUUCCUAAUCUUUGGCACCACAAGUUUCUAGAUUUUCUUGUUUGCAAUACUUAGAAUCUUGUUCAAUUAUUGUUCUGCUACACAAGCAGAGCAUGAGAACUCGAAAUUUGGAUGGAAGGAGAUUGACUUGAGAGCUUCUUCACAUUCACAUGCUUUGAACCUCUUGAAUAUGUAAUGCAAGGCUUUUACCACUGGUACUGCAAAGAUCAAAGCCAUGUGGAUUUGUUUGA